Trichoderma gamsii is the source of this 1617-nucleotide messenger RNA. RefSeq names its product NAD(P)H dehydrogenase. The transcript is spliced from 2 exons. The record is from RefSeq and is a predicted model, not a curated record. Bases 1 to 1617 code for a protein of 538 amino acids. Gene Ontology annotation, molecular function: NADH dehydrogenase activity. Lineage: Eukaryota; Fungi; Ascomycota; Sordariomycetes; Hypocreales; Hypocreaceae.
AUGAUAGCUCGAGGUUGCAUACGCCGAAACGCUCGUCAAUUGACAACUUCGACAGAACAGGCGAAGCUCUUUAAAGCCGUCACAUUUCUUCACUCAAACAACACCAAAAAAAAGCGUGUUGUGAUUCUGGGCUCUGGAUGGGCAGGAUAUAGCUUUGCUCGGACCCUCGACCCAGCAAAGUACGAACGAGUCGUCAUUUCACCUCGCAGUUACUUUGUCUUCACGCCACUACUCGCUUCAACAUCAGUCGGCACCCUCGAAUUCCGCGCCAUCUUAGAGCCCGUCCGCCGUGCGCCAGGGGGCCUACGCUUCUAUCAAGGUUGGGCCGACGAUGUCGAUUUCUCUCGCAAGGUGAUCCGUGUUGAGGCCAAUGCCAUUGACAAGCUCCAGCAUGAUCUAUCACCGAUCUCAGCAUCUACAGCUGCCAGUGAAGUAGCAACAGAAACCCGACCACCCAAGGGAGAGGUUUUCGAUGUAGAGUACGAUAAGCUCGUCAUCGCCGUCGGUGCUUACAGUCAGACGUUUGGCAUAGCGGGUGUGCGAGAACACGCGCAUUUCCUGCGAGAUAUUGGCGACGCACGACGAAUCCGAUUACGGGUGCUCUCUUUGUUCGAGCAGUGUUCGUAUCCGGCUUCUCCAGGCGGCAAAGAUGGCAAGACAGCGGGAAAGCCGCUUACCGAAGAUGAAAAGAAAUCGCUGCUCCAUUUCGUCAUUGUUGGCGGCGGACCGACGGGAAUCGAGUUUGCAGCGGAACUGCACGACCUGAUUCACGAGGAUCUGAAGAAAAUCUACCCGGAGCUGAUGCCCCUUGUGCGCAUUACCGUAUACGAUGUUGCGCCCAAAGUGCUGCCCAUGUUUGAUAAAGCCUUGGCGCAGUAUGCCAUGGAAGUAUUUGCACGGCAGGGCAUCCAGGUCCGUACUGAGCAUCACCUUCAGCAAAUCAGGGCAGCCGACGGAACACUCGGAAGUGCACACGGCGGCCUGAGCAUCAAGAUCAAGGAAUAUGGAGAUAAAGAGGUUGAAGCUGGCUUAGUUGUCUGGAGCACAGGGCUGAUGCAGAACCCGUUUGUGGAACAAAUGGUCAACAAGCAAUUCACGGCUGUUAAUGAGGCAGAGGCGCCAAAAAGUCACCUCUUGAAAGACCCCAGAACGGGUGGUAUCGUCACAGACGGCUAUCUACGUGCCCGCAUAACUGAUAACAAGAUCAGUGACUCCAACAAAACUGCCAUAUCUACAGCGGCACCAGUCUUGCCAGAUGUAUUUGUGAUUGGCGAUUGCGCAGUAGUGGAGGGUAACGAGUCGUUGCCCAAAACAGCUCAAGUCGCCUCUCAACAAGCAGCGCAUCUAGCGAGGCAACUCAACAGAAGCACCGAUGAGUCCAUUGAUAUCAAGAGUGUUUCGAAGCCAUUCAAGUUCCGCAACUGGGGCACGUUAACGUACCUGGGCGGUUGGAAGGCGAUUCAUCAAAGCUCUGCGGACACACUACGUGGCUGGGUGGCAUGGAUAGUGUGGCGAGGAGCAUAUCUGACGAGGAGCAUGAGCGUGCGUAAUAAGCUCAUGGUGCCGGUGUAUUGGUUUGUGAAUUGGGUAUUUGGGCGGGAUAUAUCACGGUUCUGA